Molecule: messenger RNA, 417 nt
Organism: Strongylus vulgaris
Lineage: Eukaryota; Metazoa; Nematoda; Chromadorea; Rhabditida; Strongylidae
Source: the annotation of a GenBank genome assembly
GUAUUCCUUAUGGAAGCUACAACAUUGCUUCUUGCUAUUGGUGUAGCAUUCCUGCUCUUUCUAAUCAUACGAUGGUUUCUUGAACGAUUCGAGAUUGAUAAGUUGGAAACUAGAGCUGUUUUUAUUACUGGUUGCGACAGUGUCAUCUUUGACUUUAAUCCCAUUGUUGAAGCAUCUCUUUUACACAAGACUGUCUUCGUAGGUUUUGGAAAAGAACUAGUUGUACGAUGUGCUGAGAGAGGCAUGCCAGUGUUUGCUGGAUGUUUAUUUGAGAAAUCUAUAAACGAUUACCAACAGCUCUCGAAGAGUUAUCGAAUCCCUGUUGACGCAUUUAUUAUUGAUGUCACUAAAGACGAUAGCGUUAAUAACGCCAAGGCUUAUUUAGAAUCAAGAACAAAACAAUAUGGAGGUUUUUAA